Molecule: messenger RNA, 3369 nt
Organism: Leishmania major strain Friedlin
Lineage: Eukaryota; Euglenozoa; Kinetoplastea; Trypanosomatida; Trypanosomatidae
Exons: 1
Coding region: 1-3369 (1122 amino acids)
Source: RefSeq, a predicted model, not a curated record
AUGAAGCGGUUGCCACCAUCGCUGUAUGUGAGCUGUUACUACCGAAGCUACAGCUGCAGGACUGCUGCUGGUGGUAGCGGCGAUAUGCUGCGGUGUCGCAUAAGUCCGGUGCCGUCUGCUCGAACUUCCGGCGUAGUUUGUGGUAUAGGCAGCAACCCACCACCUGGUGCGUCGAGGGAAAGGCUGAUCUCGUUCUCUCCCUCUCCUUUGAUCGCACAGUGGCAGCAACGACGCCACAUGCACGAUGCGGCUAUUGCACCGGCACUGCAAUCACACAAUGCCGCCACCGUGGCGGCGAUUACGGAUGACCAGAUCAGUGGCAGUCUUCUAACUGCGUCACCUGAGCCAUCAAGUGUGUGCACUCCAUCUUCCUCCACCGCCAACACGUCGGGCUCGACUGAUCACACGCCGGAAAGUUUGCUUCUGACACAGCUGCAGAUGCUCGCUAAGCAGGACCAUGGAACUCCAACAAGCGACCGCGGCAAGGGGGUUGUCGAUAGCGGUGCCACAGGGGCAGACGUGCCGGUGUUGUCAAAGUCGGCCGGUCCAUUGGCAGCUCUUGCAAGCGACGCUGACAUGUGCGCCAGCGGCAGUCCGGACGACAGCACCUUAGCCUCCUCGCAUAACGAUGUACCAGCCUGGCGGCGAGGGCUUGAGCUCGUGCAGACCGCCUCGUGCGUUACUGCGGCGGUCACGGAGUGGCUUCUGUUUCUGUGUCUGCGUAGUCACCAAUCCGCGACCGAUGCCGCCGAAUCGCUAACCGCGGCACCGUUGGAGGUGUGCGAAGGCGUCUACAGCGCUUGGAGGGAGCUGCAUCGAGGGCAGAAGACGGAAAGCGACGUGGCAGCAGCAGCAGCAGCAGAUGUAGCUAACGCCGUUGCAGUGUCAACAUCAGCACAUCAGCUGCAACCCUCUUCGCCGCUAAUGUCGGACUCACCUUCCUCGGCUCGAGCUCAUCUGCCGCGCCACCGCUCCCCUUUCAGCCCUAAAGGUAUCCAUCAUCACUACGCCACGUAUCUCCUGCGUGAGCUUCACCACGCAGAGACGGCCGCCGUGUCGCACACGGCAACGCGCAAGGGAAGCAGCGGCACCCAUGGCGACGGCAAUGAUUGUAAAGCGCUGAUGCCCACUAAGGACUCGGACGCAGCACACGCGGCGCCGACGCAUCGCAUGCGCUACCUGCUUCACAGGGUGCUGGAGGUUCUCCUGGUACAUCUCCCACAAGACCUGGCGGCGGCGGCGGCGGGUUCGGCCGCGAAGACAGCGGAACCAACGUGUGGCGUGAAACGCAGACGCUCGCAGCAGCGCCAGCCUUCUCUCCGCCCUACAACGGCCUUGCUGGUGCUAGAAGCGGCGCGCCACGCAGCGUCAUUCCACAGGCAAUCAUCAACGCUGAGCAGUGUUGGUCCGUCUGGCAACUUUUCACUGCUCUCUUUCCUGCGGGAGACGGCGCAUGGCACAGGCUCGCCGCCAGACGCGCCGGCGGCGUCACCUUCGCCGACCCACUCCGCACUCGCGGCAGUGGCGCGCGAGGCCUUCGAGACUAUUAUGAGAAGCUCAGCGACGGCGCCAACUGACACGUCUGCGGCUGCUUCGCAGCAGCAACAUCGCCUGCAGAAUGACGCGCUGGUUCUUUACGUGGCCUUCCUCGCGACCAUCUGCAUGCCUCCCAUGCCAGAGCGUUGCCUUGAAGUCGAACUGCAGGUCAUUGAUAGUUUUGUGCUAGCUGGCUCACCUACGGCCCGCCAAGUUGGCGGGCCGUCACCGCACCAGCAGCAGCAGGCGGUAAGCAGCAGACCACCGCGAUCCCUCGUCAGCGCGGAUCGAGCGUCUCGUGAUGAAAGCGGGUCUGCAUCCAGUGCGUCAGCUCUGGCAACAGCUGCCGGUGUGCGGUGGCUGAUGGCCACGUAUCUAAGCCCGUCGGCGUCGUCGGCGUCGUCGGCGUCGUCGGCGCCCGUCUCAGGGCCAAGAGCGGAAGCCAGCCGCCGUCAGUGGGACUUAACGCGCGAUGCCGUCGUGGCUGCGCUGUGCCGGCCGAACUCAUUGCUCAUGUCGGGCAGUUGCGAGCCUUCUUCAGUCGCUCCUGUUCACAACCAAGGUGUGUGUGGCGUGCCGUCGAGUGCUCCGCCGGCACCACUGCCGUGGUGUGCGUGGAUGCUGCGCGCGCUUCUCCUCGACGAUGCUCAUCAGCAACAGAAGUCGGGGUCGGGAACAGCGUCUUUGGGCGGUGGACUACGUAGCGACACCGACGAGAUGUCGACGCUGGCAUUGUCGAUUCAGUUGGUCAUGGAACUCCGGCGCCACUCCCAAGCGACCCUCACCUGUCACGGGAGUCCGCGGUGGGAGGAACAUCGGCAGCAUCGCCUCGAUACGCUGUUGCGCCGGCCGCUGCAGCUGGUUUGGGCAACGUUGCUCGAUGCCGCAGUGCGAGGCCAGCUUAUCCCCGCCAACUCUUGCAGCGUCGCUGCUGACAACGGCGUCGCGACACAGCACAGCGCACGGGCAGGUUCUUGUCCUCAUGGUAGUACGCCGGCCGUGUUGCAGAGGCUGUGCUACCCGCACUACGAUAAGACGCAGUGGCGCCGUGGGACGGUUAACCUCUACAUGCAGCUUCUCGACCAAUGGGGCGAGUCAACGCAAGUGCGGCAGGUAUUUGCGGCGGUUGCGCGGCGCGAGCGCGAGUGGCAGCUGGAGGUGCGCGAGGCUGUGCUGGCGGAGCGCCGGGGGCUCGUCAGUGCUGGUGAAAAAGUCGGUGGCGGGGACGAGGAUGACUCCAGAAGCAUAGGCGACAGCGAGGCAGAGGGGCUCAGCACGGCGGAGGGCCAGGCGGCAGCGUCCACAGCCAGAGCAGACUCACACAAGCCUAUGGUGGUGAGGGUCUUCCGUCGCUAUCGCCCCGCUCUCAACCUCGAGUCGUGCCUCAUCACACUGCGUCACUGCGGCUUCCCUAGACGAGUUUUUGCGGAGCUGUGGGACGGGCCGGCGAGUGCCAAGGAUGCCAGCGAGGGCACCGAUGGUACUCCUGCUGCUGCGGCACAAGCUAAACUCGCAGGUGAGGUGUUGCAGUACAUGAUCGGCUUGCUGCACGUGGCGGAGCGCAGGCCGCACCGCGCCGCGCCCAGUGGCGGUGGUGCAGAUGCGAACCGUGAACAGGAGAGCCGGGGCGAUGGCACGAAAACCCCGCACGCGCUGUCGACUGAUGGUGGCCCCGGAGCAAACCUGGGGGAUAGCACUAUGGAGGCAGAUGGCCUGCCGGUGUCGCACUGGGUGGCGUGGAUACGCAAGUCCUGUGUGCCGACGUUAGCACACCUCUAUCAAUCGGCCGGGCUGGAGGAUGAGUGGGCGCAGCUGGGCUACGGUCACGAGUAA